This is a messenger RNA of Podarcis muralis (Common wall lizard), 4006 nucleotides long. The record is from RefSeq and is a predicted model, not a curated record. NCBI's taxonomy places the organism in Eukaryota, Metazoa, Chordata, Lepidosauria, Squamata, Lacertidae.
AGAGACCUCCCCGAGAAAGGGCUUCGCGGCGGGUGCCUUUCUGCUGGCCAGGCCGGCCCGGGGAGCACGGACGGAAGGCACUUCCUGGCGCAACAACGCCGCGACCACUUCCUGCUUUCGGUUGCCGGGGGAGUGGGGCUAGCGGGGCUUACCUGAGCCCCGGAACCUGCUCCCCAAGCUCAUUGGACACCCUGGAGUGUCAAGAACGGAGCUUUCGAGCACGUGCAGAGCGCUGCCUGCCCCUCUGCCUUUUCUCUCCCACACCUUCGGGUGCGAUUCCUAGGCGUGCUUGGCCCGUAACAAUUUCGCGUUUAGAAAUUGAACUCGGUGCUCCGACUCGUCUGCUGCCGAUUUAAAUAAUUCUUAUGCAUUAAUGCGAUCCGCGCAAGUGUUCGGGUGAACAAAAACAAAAGCUCUGAAGACAAAGGGAGAAAAGCACGCGCGUUUUGUUUUUAGAGAAUGCAUGCACGUGUCGUCAUAACUGGCUCCCUCUAUAUCAGAAAACAUGCAUUUCGUUGCUAUUUGUUUAAAAAUCUGCUGAACUGAGGACACCUUUUUAAUCAACGCAUUUAAUUGAUCAAUCGAUCAAGCAAAUAGUGCAGCCACUAUUUGGUGAGAGAAAGGCAGCACCACUGAGCAAUGGCCUCCAGCCUCAGGAAGCAGGUGGGUAGUGCACUGGUCUUGCCUGCCAGUGGUGGAGUGACCGCUUUCAAGUACAGACUUCACUGCCUGCCAGCCAGACUGACUCAUGACAUGUGUUGCAGGGAACAGUUUUGGGUGUUAAUUGCCUGCUUUGAGUGUCUUCUAAACUUGCUAAUCCAUAGGAGCAUGAUUGUGUGUACUAACUUUGGGACAUUAUACAUCACUUUUUGAGCCAUGCUGCGAGCCAUCCGAACCACUGCCUCCCCUAUCAUUCUAGUCUUGGAAAAUCUCAGUUGUACCCAGAUUUCACUUUUUGCUUUCCUGUUUGAGAAUGGCUCCAGUUCUGCUAGUACCUGUGAAACCCAUCCUAAUGUCAUCUUACAAAAUUGAAUUAUGUGAGGCCUGAUUUCAAAAUCUGGGCUUAUACUUAGAUUCCUUGGAUAAGCCCAGUAUUGUCCAUCCUCCAUUUUCUAUCUGUCAGAUGGGAAUAAUGGUGACCUACCUCACAGGGUUGUUGUGAGGGCACUCAAUAAAGAUAAUGAAGCUAUUCAACUGCCACAGAAAUGUGUGAAUAAAUACAGUAUACAGCCCCCUCCUGACCGGUUAUGCUUUUUCAGAGCAAGUAGUUAGCCCCUUUUACACUUUCCCCUCUACUGUAAAAUUUGCAGAAGAGAGUUUGGGCUCUGACUGAAAUCAACGAAUGCUUUCACCUUAGGCUGAAGUGUGUGGGUUGCUGCCUGUCAAGGGAUGUAAACAAUCAACUAACUGGAUGUGCUCUGUGGGGCAGGGUGGGGUGGGGUUGGUCAGUGACUGCUGCAGCUUUUGGCUGGUUCUCUGUGCAAGUCACUGGUUGUUCAGCUCAGCAUGCGUGUUCCUGCAGUUUAUGUGAGAACAUACCAUUUCUUUAGGCUUAGUGAGAAGGAGGGAAGGUUGUGUCAGUCAAAAGGGCCAAGAUUACUUAAAUGUUUCACCUACCAAGAAGUUUUUGGUGUCUGGAUUUGCAAUGCCUCCCCUUACCCACUAGGCCCCAACCUGUCUCUGGAUGUUAAGGAAUCAGCGUUGGAAGCCAAGGUUGUAGGGCAAGAGGCCAAGGACCUGGCUGCAGAUGGCAAAGGUACAGAGUUGAGCAUGAUGAAUGUGAUGUCAGAUGGCAGGACCAUGGACGGGGAUCCCAGAGCUGUUGGGCUGGAUGCCAAGACUGCAAAUCGGGAUGGCAAAGUAACAGCUGGGGAUGCCGUUGCUACAGAAUCGGAUAUUAAGGCUGCAGAUUCAGAGGCCAGAGAACUGGAUACAGCUGACAACUACGGUGGACCACAGGCCACAGUGACAGAUAGGAGACAAACAGGUCCAGGGGGCAAGGAGGACGUGAUGCCAAGAGGCAGGUGCAAGAGCUGGAACGCCAGUGCCCCCACCCUGAAUGUUAAAGAUGCCGGUCAGCAAAGCAAAGGCACAGUUGUGGAUGGCAAAGCAACAUCAGAAGUCACCAAGCCAGAAGAGAGCAACAAAGAUGAUGACGGUGACAUCAUUUCUCUCGACUGUGAAAUUCUUGGGUUUGGUCCUGAUACUGAUUUGCUGGGACCAGAUGCUGAGACUUACAUGCAUUUCAUGCGGCGCCACCACUGUUAUGAUGCCAUUCCCACCAGCUCCAAACUGGUAGUGUUUGACACAACCUUGCAGAUAAAGAAGGCCUUCUUAGCCAUGGUGGCCAAUGGGGUGCGAGCAGCCCCUCUCUGGGACAACAAGCAGCAGUGUUUUGUGGGUAUGUUGACUAUCACUGACUUCAUUAACAUCCUACAUCGCUACUACCGAUCACCUCUGGUUCAGAUAUAUGAGAUCGAGGAACACAAAAUUGAAACGUGGAGAGAGGUGUAUUUGCAAGGUUUCUUCAAACCCUUGGUGUGCAUCUCCCCAAAUGAUAGCCUAUUUGAUGCUGUUUAUUCCUUGAUUAAGCACAAGAUCCAUCGGCUGCCUGUUAUCGAGCCCAUCUCAGGGAACGUCCUACACAUUCUGACCCACAAACGUAUCCUCAAGUUCCUGCAUAUCUUCGGAGCCAUGCUUCCAAAGCCACGAUUCCUGCAGAAAACCAUCCUGGAACUGGGCAUCGGCACCUUCCGUGACGUUGCCAUGGUCCUGGAGUCAGCCCCUGUCUACACAGCCUUGGAGAUUUUUGUGGACCGCAGGGUCUCAGCAUUGCCUGUUGUUAAUGAAAAAGGGAGGGUAGUUGGCCUCUACUCUCGCUUUGAUGUGAUUCACUUGGCUGCCCAGAAGUCCUACAACAACCUGGACAUUACUGUGGGGGAAGCACUGAAGCAGCGCUCAGUCUGUCUGGAAGGGGUGCUCACCUGCCAUCCUUACGAAACAAUGGAAGACAUUAUUGAUCGCAUCGCCAAGGAGCAGGUAUGCCAGAGUGGAGAAGGAAGAAUGUGCAGCUUUAGGCAUCGACCGGUAUUCAAUCUGAUGCCAUUAAAGGCCACACUUGCUACCCAGCACUUUGGGUUACCUCCAGGGCAUCUAUGACACAUGAGGGUAAGGUGGGGCUUUCCAGCCCAUGAAAAAGAGAGAGAUUUCUUCUUAACAGGCAACAUUGGUGCUUUGGCUGCGCGUUCCUCCUCCCUCCUCCCUUCCAUGAUGCAGAAAGAGGUGAGAGAAGCAAUAAGAAAGGAGGAUCUGAACUGCAGAACUGUAAAUAGAUUUUUCAACCGCUGAAAUCUGCUAGAGUGUUAUAGAAGCAGCCAUGCUACAGACGGAGAGAAAGCUGGCCCUGGUUGAACACUUGCACCUGUUGCUUGUCUCCUUUUUCUAUCCCUUGCUGACUGUAGGACAUGUUAUCAUGCACAAAAAUCCAUCCUGUUUCAAGGCCUCUAGCAGAUGCUUUUGACUGAACUGAGGUGACUGCUACUGCUCCAGACAUACGGACACUCAAGAAGGCCCAUGACACUCACAAGAGGAAGGUAGACUACGAUCGCAGUGGUUUGGCUCCAUGACUUCAACAGGGAUUAAGGAUUUCCGCAUUAGACCCUGCUGCUUUGGAGAAAAGGCAGCUUGUUUCCAACACAGGACUAAACACUUAGCAGGCUAUUGCAUUAUUUUUAUUGUUGUGAUUUUUCAUUGUACCUGAACCAGCAACAAGGUGUGAGGCUGAUGUGACCUAAGCUGAGGAAAAAUAAUUUAAGAGGGAAUGGGGAGUUCUGAAAUCCAUGGAAAUGCUUUCAAAUGUAUUUUAUACUAUUACAGAACACUAUGGGGUCACUUUCUGUCAACUUUAGAAAAAACCUAGCUCAGUCCACCAUUUUCCUAUAGCUGACAACAAGCAACUUGCAAUCUUUCCUCUUCAGCCUACAGUAAAAACCAAGGCUUUUGACUA